Molecule: messenger RNA, 1986 nt
Organism: Trichoderma virens Gv29-8
Lineage: Eukaryota; Fungi; Ascomycota; Sordariomycetes; Hypocreales; Hypocreaceae
Exons: 5
Coding region: 1-1986 (661 amino acids)
Source: RefSeq, a predicted model, not a curated record
AUGACGCCAUACCCCGGACUUGGCCUGCCCCUGCGGCAGUAUCCUCGAGAUGGGAAGAGGUUUUACCCGCUAGGUCUACACGCCGAAUGCGUUGAUUCAAACUCCGCUCUUCUUCCCGUGCGCGAGGUUGCGAUGAUGAAUAUUAUGGAACGAUUAACUGACAAAGAAAACUGGCACAAAAUGAUCUUCGACGACGAGAUUGUAAAACAGUGGCGGGAAGAAGCGCUCAAGCAUCCUAAUAAACUGUAUUGGAAGCAAGCCACUGAUAACAAAGGAGCCAAUGCUAUUAAUGACGUGCGACGGCCGCCAGCGAUUAUGGAUACCGCUACUUUUGGCUACUGCGUGAAAGAGCUUCGGAACAAAUCCAACUACUACAUUGAGACGGGCAUAAUCCCUACUCUCGAUGCAUCUGCGACGAUCGUGAAGUCAGACUUAUUAGUCCAGGCAGGCCUCCGAGUUGAAUUGCAGGAGGCCUUCAACAAGCUCAAGGCAGACCAAGGAUCGAAGCUCAACUGGCGCCCAAAUUCUAAUGAACAGGUGCUGGAUCUAGUACAUCCUUCAAUGUACCCUCUAGUAUAUGGGCGAACCGGGGUACUUCAAGAUGAGGUUGUCGGCACUACUGAUGCGAUCGAUAAAUGGGCGGGAAAAGGAGAACAGAUCGCGAAGGAGACGACUCCAAUUCGCCGGGAUGCAGAUUCGCUGCCGGCCUCUCUGUGGUCUGACACGUACCAAUGGCUUCCUGCCAAUGUUAGAUUCAUGGAGGAUGGGACUGUCAAGUUUACGAGCUAUAUCAACAAUCUACAUCCUCAAAAGUACGCGCAGAUCUAUCGCACCAUCGAGAAGCUUAUCGAAGCCGCCCUCCCCACCUGGGAUCAGUGCCUAUCUCUUCCACUGGAGCGUGGAACAAAAAUUGGCGCUGGACGCACUGAGCCUCGGUUCCCAAAGCAGGAUCUGAAUGAUUAUGUCUCGGAAAUCUGGGAUCCUCCAAGCCCUCCGCCGCUAGAUGACGAUGAUGAUGAAGACGAUGAUGAAGACGAUGAUGGAGACGAUGAUAAUGAUGAUGAUGAAGAUGAAGAUGAAGAUGAUCCAGCCUUCCUCGAAUGGAAAAGAACACGAAAACCAGUGCACCCCUCUGUGCCCGAGUUCGAAGAUAUUGAAUAUACCCCGCGUGACACAGCUCGUCUCGCCCAUAAAUUUAACAAGACUGGCCUUCAAGUCAUAGUUAAAAUGACUUCUAUCGAGCUCACGCCGGAGAAACCAGAAUUAUCUGCUGAAGAAUGGCACGUCAAGGGACAGAUGAACGAACAGAUCUGUGCAACGACUCUAUAUUGUGUGGAUAGUGACAACAUAGCUCCUAGCAAUAUCCAUUUUCGUAUGCAAACUGCACAAUACAUUCAAGGUCAAUAUCCGACAAUUAGACAUGAUGCAAAAACCUGGUUUGAGCGCACCCACGGAACGAGCCUGGUGGAUGGGACAUGUCUUCAGAUUUACGGAACCGUGCAAAUGCACGAGGGCCGCCUAUUGACGUUUCCCAACGUAUUCCAGCAGAGGGAAUCUUCAAUCAAGCUAAAAGACACUAGCAAGCCAGGUAGCAGACACCUCAUCUCACUACAACUUGUCGACCCCAACGCACGAAUCAUUUCUACAGCCAAUGUUCCGCCACAGCAGCAUGACUGGUGGGCCAGCGCAGUCUUUGGGCAGUCUCUUCAGUCCGACAGCGCUGCCCUAGCAAAAUUUCCUCCCGAUCUCGUUGCGAUACUACAACAGAAGGGAUUCGUUAGGGAUUCGCCCAUCUCUGGUGGAAAGCUGCCUGUUGAGCUGUUACGCAUGGUGCGAGCCCACUUAUACAAUAACGAGUCCGGCAUGCCGAUGAGUGAGGAAGAAGCCCAAAAACAUCGGGCUGAACUACUGACCGAGCGCAUCGAGCACCAUAUUAGAGCCGACCUUGCCUGGUCAAACCGUCUAUAUUAUAUGUUCCUUGGUUAA